Liolophura sinensis is the source of this 1673-nucleotide messenger RNA. Its product is annotated as receptor-type tyrosine-protein phosphatase mu-like. The transcript has 15 exons. The record is from RefSeq and is a predicted model, not a curated record. Gene Ontology annotation, molecular function: protein tyrosine phosphatase activity. Lineage: Eukaryota; Metazoa; Mollusca; Polyplacophora; Chitonida; Chitonidae. The coding region runs from base 1 to 1623 and encodes 540 amino acids. Gene Ontology annotation, biological process: protein dephosphorylation.
AUGGAGAAAAUCGAGGAACUGGACAUUGGUGAGCAUAGGACGCACCUGAAGAAAAGAGAUGACCAUUCCAGGGUGUUGUUGUCCGUGACAGAUGACCAGGACACGGACUAUAUCAAUGCCUGUUAUAUCAAUGGUUACAACGAACCAAAGAAAUACAUUGCUUCACAGGGACCCAAUGAUGUCAUCCUGAACGAUUUUCUGCGAAUGAUCUGGGAACAGAAGUCUGGGAAGAUCGUCAUGGUAACCAACUUAGUAGAGGCAACAAAGACCAAGUGCUGUCAAUACUGGCCUGAUGAAGGAUCAGAGAGUUUUGGUCUGAUCACAGUGACCUUACUGGAUGAGGAGAAUUACGCGGAUUUCACCGUGAGAACUCUGCAACUGACACACAUUACGAGAAAGCAGGAAAGUCAAACUGUGAAACAGUUCCACUUUACCGCCUGGCCUGAUCACGGUGUACCUGCGCACGCUACUGCGUUACUGGACUUCCGGGAUAAAGUUAACACUUGUCAGACACAAGUCAGUGGACCAGUUGUCGUGCACUGCAGCGCCGGUGUCGGGCGUACGGGAACAUACAUGGCUCUGGAUUACCUAAUCGCCCAGGCUCAUGACGAGGGAGUGGUGGAUGUGCCUGCCUGUGUCAGGCAACUCCGGGAACAGCGAGUUAACAUGGUCCAGACUCUGGAGCAGUACAAAUUCCUUCACGAAGCGCUAGCAGAAUCGUUAAAACUUGGAAGUACCAGUGUUCCUGGUGUGGAAUUCCCUCGUGUCUUUGUUGAAUUGUGUACCCAAAACCCAGAGACCGGUAUGACCAAGAUGGCGGAACAGUUCCAGUCUCUCCAGAGGCUGACAGCUCCCCUGGAUAAAGCCGUUAUCACCGCGGCACGUCAUCCGGACAACGUCUCCAAAAACAGAUCAGACAGAAUCCUGGCAGCGGACACGUGCAGACCAUACCUGUCAACUCCUGUACCUGACGGCAAUAACUACAUUAAUGCUGUAUACCUGCCAACGUUCAAAUCGAAGAGGGGUUUAAUCAUCACUCAUACUCCUCUGCCAAACACAGUUCUGGAUUUCUGGCGCCUGGUGUACGACCACGACAUAACUGUCAUCGUCAUGAUAGACUUGAUAGAGCGAGAUGAUAAGGACUCAGGAAUAUACUGGCCAUUGGAAGGAAAACAUUUUGACCCAUUUGUGGUGAAAGUCAAGGACAAACAAGAGUGCGAGGGGUUUUCCGUGUGGACUUACCAUUUGUCUCACAAGGACACGAAGGUAGCGCACCCUGUCAAGCAGUUCCGGUGUAACUUUUGGACCGGGGAUUCAACCCCAACCUCUAUAGCGUCACUGCUGUCCGUCAUAGAAGAGGCGACGAACUGGCAGCAAAACGCAGGCAACGUACCAGUUUUGGUACACUGUAGAGACGGCGUGACGAAAAGCGGUCUGUACUGUGUGGCCACCUCAGUGAUAGAGAGACUGAAGAUGGAUGAGGAAGUGAACAUCAUCCACACGGUGAAACAGAUGAGGGCCAACAGGCCACAAAUCAUCACAGACCUGAAUCAGUUCCAGUUCCUGCAUCAGGUGGCUUUGGAGUAUCUGGAGACAGCCCACACAUAUGCUAAUAUUGUCUAGAAAUCAUAUCUGUCGUGUUCUCACCGUGGUGUGUGGAUAGAACAUUGCCU